ACUAAUCGUUCACUCAUACAUCCUCAUCACGCACACUUUCGGCUACAUGGGCAUGAGAGGAGAGCGGCCUCCCCAUCCACCCACUCCUUAUUGCUAUAACAACCAAAGGCGCGGUCAAGCAGGCAGCGUGACUCAAUAGAAUAGCGUUUCAAUUCAGACGGACACCGACCGACCCCUCCAACGGGAGUUAUAUUUCUGUCAAGUAAACAUAGCCUAAACAGAAUCCAGAGAGCUAUAGUUCAUUGUUGCAAAGCGAAUGAGACAGAAUAGCGAAGGAGCUCCCCGUCUGUUACGUGAAGAUUAGACUAGUGUUAUAACCUGUAGGUAGGCUGCUACUGGUGGUAGGGCUGUAGCCUACUGGAGAGUAGGACACCUUUGCUUUCGCAGCGCAGCGGUUGUAUGGAUGGGCUGAGUAAAGCAAGGUUUAAAACUAACUGGGCGACAAUCAGGAAGAAACACUAUUCAGUCCUACUUUUUUUGUCGACUAGAGACGGGGCACCAUCCCCACUGAGUCAGCACGAGAAGGUGACAUUCUUUGUGAAGCGGUACCUCUAAUCUUCUCACGUCUGUCUUCCCUGGUGACGACAUGGCGAGUGAGAACGGACAGUCUGGUGGGGGAUCUUGGAAAAAGAAUGUCGAUGAUAUCAAGAAGGUAUUCGAGUUCAAAGAAGUCCUUGGAACUGGUGCAUUCUCGGAAGUGGUAAUGGCCAGGGAGAAGACCACAGGGAAGAUGGUUGCAGUGAAGUGUAUACCUAAGAAAGCACUGAAGGGGAAGGAGACCAGCAUCGAGAACGAAAUCGCCGUGCUAAGGAAGAUAAAACAUGAGAACAUUGUGGCUUUGGAGGACAUCUAUGAGAGCCCCAACCACCUAUACCUCAUCAUGCAGUUGGUGUCUGGGGGUGAGUUGUUUGACCGCAUUGUAGAGAAGGGCUUCUACACAGAGAUGGAUGCCAGCAGACUCAUUAAACAGGUGCUGAAUGCAGUCAACUACCUCCACGACAUGGGCAUCGUACACAGAGACCUCAAGCCAGAGAACCUUCUCUACUACAACCCCCAUGAUGAGGCUAAGAUCAUGAUCAGUGACUUUGGUCUGUCUAAGAUGGAGGGGACAGGAGACGUGAUGGCUACAGCCUGUGGAACACCAGGAUAUGUGGCCCCAGAGGUUCUGGCUCAGAAGCCCUACAGCAAAGCAGUGGACUGCUGGUCUAUCGGAGUCAUCGCUUACAUUCUGUUGUGUGGCUACCCUCCGUUCUAUGAUGAAAAUGACUCCAAGCUCUUUGAGCAGAUCCUCAAGGCCGACUAUGAGUUUGAUGCACCGUAUUGGGAUGACAUAUCUGACUCAGCCAAACAGUUCAUCAGCUCUCUGAUGGAGAAGGAUCCAGAGAAGAGAUUCACCUGUGACCAGGCUCUAGCCCACCCCUGGAUUGCUGGGGACACGGCUCUCUGCAAGAACAUCCAUGAAUCAGUCAGUCGGCAGAUGAGGAAAAACUUUGCCAAAAGCAAAUGGAGGCAAGCGUUUAACGCCACAGCAGUGAUCCGUCAUAUGAGGCGUCUCCAGUUAGGCAGUAGUCUGGGUGGCAGCUUUGGAGGCAGUAUGAGUGUGGACCAACCAGGACAGAAUUCUAUGCCAGCCAAGAGCAUGUCUGUAGACUGUGCCUCCCUCUCACGCAAAGACGGUCCUCUACAACCUCUGUCCACUCUGCCUCCUCUGCCAUCCUCCCCUGCGGCCUGCAGCGCCCCCGUUAGCAUCGGAGUGGAACCACAUGUCGAACCAGAGGCAGUGGUGGAGGUGCCCCGGCCACGCCCCUCCACGGUCACCACCAUCCACACGGGGACUAAAUGACAUCAGGUUCCACGCGAGGUCAGCUGGGAGACCACAGAGCUUUGAGUCGGGAUUCCAUGAUUACAAUUCCGCCCCUCAGAAUUCCACAAUUCGUCUCUCUUAGUCUGCCCACCCCGCCCCAUUCUCAGCUGCUGGGAUUGAGAACUUGAGGAGCUGUUCAAGGCUCCAUUUACCAUGGAUCAGCACUCACUGCAGUCCCAGUGCAGCACUCUGAUGUCCGUACCCUCCACAGGAGGUGUAUUCAGUGAUGUGAAAUAGAAUGAGGAGAACUGACAGGAUUUCCUAUUCUAUCUAAUGUAUCUGUUCUACACCGUACGUUCCUAUCUGAACACUCUGCCCGCUAACGGGCCACAGGACUGGUGGAGGAGAAGUAGAGGACCACUGACUGUCUCGCUCUGUCCUCCUGACCAGAGGGUGGCCAGCGGGGUCAGUCUCCCAGUGCUUGAAUCGGGUCGGUACGGAGUCAUUUCAACCUCAAAUGUUCACCUCCUUAUUGAAUAUUCACUCUAAACAUUGUAUAAUAUCAGCCUGUAGUUUAGAAAGUAGUGCCCCCCCCCCCCCCCCCCCCCCCAAGGCGCAUUUGUUAUUGUUUUUGUUUUUGUUUUGAGGACAUGAGCAUCCGGCAACGUAGUAAAAACUGUUGUUUUGAAGUAACGUCUUUGUUGUCCUAAUAUCGCAGUUUCACCGCAAUGGAUCGCAGCUUCAAGAUCCUAUUCCAUUUCUUUAAAAUAUGGUACUGUAAUAUGGUACUGUAAUAUGGUACUGGUAUGGUACUGUAAUAUGGUACUGUAAUAUGGUACUGUAAAAUGGUACUGUAAUAUGGUACUGUAAUAUGGUACUGGUAUGGUACUGUAAUAUGGUACUGGUAUGGUACUGUAAUAUGGUACUGGUAUGGUACUGUAAUAUGGUACUGGUAUGGUACUGUAAAUAUGGUACUGUAAUAUGGUACUGUAAUAUGGUACUGUAAUAUGGUACUGGUAUGGUACUGUAAUAUGGUACUGUAAUAUGGUACUGGUAUGGUACUGUAAUAUGGUACUGGUAUGGUACUGUAAAUAUGGUACUGUAAUAUGGUACUGGUAUGGUACUGUAAAUAUGGUACUGUAAAAUGAAAAUGACCACCUGAAAUCUUUGUCAUAGCACCUGCCAUGUUGUAAGACUGUCCACCGAGAGACAAAAAGAAGACCUGUUCGUAUGGUGGUGUGAGGAGGCCACACUAUGGGAACUCACCAGGUUUUCAUUAUUAGUCUUAAUUAUUGAGCCUGCUGUAUCUCGGAGACUGUGAGCCUGCUGUAACUCGGAGACUGUGAGCCUGCUGUAUCUCGGAGACUGUGAGCCUGCUGUAUCUCGGAGACUGUGAGACUGCUGUAUCUCGGAGACUGUGAGACUGCUGUAACUCGGAGACUGUGAGACUGCUGUAUCUCUGUGAGACUGCUGUAUCUCGGAGACUGUGAGACUGCUGUAACUCGGAGACUGUGAGACUGCUGUAUCUCGGAGACUGUGAGACUGCUGUAUCUCGGUGAGACUGAGUGUUGGGCACAGAACACCCUCUAUGCCUUGUGUUGAACAUCGCACAUGGAAACCGUUGAGUGGAGUUAGCGUUUCAUGCAACUGAAACAGAGCAUUCAAGGCUAAAAUAGUAAUUCCAUAUUAUUCUCAAUCAUAUUUCUCAUUUCUGUUUUAAAAGCUUGAAUGUUUUUCUGCAGUUGUUGUUACGGUUGAGCACUGUUUCAUUGUUACCAACUGUAGGAAAUAGCUGUUGUAUAUUUGCUUUGUGUUUUCUGGAUAUAGAAUGUCAGUGGAAUAAAUAAAUAUCUAUCUGCAGAGUCAUGCACACACACACAUCUGUGAAUGAAGUGCUUUAGUAGUGUGAGAUUGAUGAAAUCCCUUUUGAUAUUACUGUAGUGACGGUUCUGAUUUGAUUGUACACUUUUCCUAAUGGAAAGGUAUGUAAUUGUCUUAUAUUUAAUGACAUUUGUAAGAACAGUACGUGUGUCACUAGACUUUUAUGUUGAAAUAUAUAAAUGGAAACAGAUGUUACGUUAAUAAGAUAAAAGGUAUAGUUAUUGCUUGGUGGUUUAGUAUUUUAUUUUUAACGGACCGAUUGCGAUGUAACCGUGAAGCCAUGCUUAGCAUCAGGAUGCAACGUAGGAACACAACGUUGUGACCCGUUCUCAGGGAAAUUCUUUGAGGAACAUUUGAGGACAUGAAACCCCAGUUAUGUUGAUGAUGAUGAUGAUGAUGAUGAAGAGGAUACAUGUAUUGACUAAAGCACACGUUGCAUAUUAUUACGUGCCCUCAGGACAGUUGGGCCCAUAAUUCAUAGCCUUGUGAGGGCAGUUUGAUAUAUCCCAUAGUUGGGGGUUUGUUUUAGAUUUGUAUAAUACAAGGCUAAGAAUGAAAGAAGGCAUAUACCUAUUACCACUGUACUGUAGUUUUAUUUAAACACUGAAAAUGACAAACUACUAAAUAAAGAUUGAAGUAAUUUGAUAA
Molecule: messenger RNA, 4333 nt
Organism: Oncorhynchus kisutch (coho salmon)
Lineage: Eukaryota; Metazoa; Chordata; Actinopteri; Salmoniformes; Salmonidae
Product: calcium/calmodulin-dependent protein kinase type 1D
Exons: 11
Coding region: 587-1843 (418 amino acids)
Biological process (GO): protein phosphorylation
Molecular function (GO): protein kinase activity; ATP binding
Source: RefSeq, a predicted model, not a curated record